This is a messenger RNA of Metopolophium dirhodum (rose-grain aphid), 2280 nucleotides long. RefSeq names its product serine/arginine-rich splicing factor 4-like. The record is from RefSeq and is a predicted model, not a curated record. The transcript is spliced from 6 exons. Lineage: Eukaryota; Metazoa; Arthropoda; Insecta; Hemiptera; Aphididae. The coding region runs from base 405 to 1991 and encodes 528 amino acids.
UUCGCCAUGUCCAUGAAUUCAUGAUUACAAUUUACAAGUUUCAACAAUAAUAAUAGAGAUAUAAUUUUGCAUUAGAUACUUAUGUUAUAAUUAAAUAUAUAUGAAUUAAAAUGCUGAAUGGCAAAUGCGUGUAAGUGAUCAGUGAUGUGACAAAAUAGAUACUUGAUAGUUUAAAGUUUAACUAUUAUUAGUCAUGAAUUAAUGUUUUUGUCUUUUAUAAGCUAUGGAGAAGUCAAGUACAAGUAUUUGGAUCGGACACUCGUGACGAAAGUAACAAGAGGCUAUUAAACUUAUAGAAGUCUACCAUAAGUACAGCGUAACAAUAUUAUUAUGCUAUACUCUUGAUCUGAUGUCAAAUGUCGUCUGAUGAGAAUUAGGUAUUGAACUGUCAACGAAGUGUGAUAAUGGAUUUAUCAACAGAAGAACUGCUUAGCAGAAAAGAGACGUUGAAACAAUUUGAAAACUAUAUUGAUAAAACAAGUAACACGUUAAAGUGUUUUAUUGAAAAAAUUGGAUGGACAUUGGAUAAAACUCCAGUCAAUGAUAAAUUGGCAAAGUGUCCAUUCAAUAAUGAACACAGAAUGCCACCAUCCACACUUGAAGUUCAUUGUCAAAAGUGUAUAUUGAAAAGAAAUGGAUACGAUUCAUCUCAUUCGUUUUAUCCUUCUUAUAAUUUGUCAACACCUUUGGCCCACACUGUUAAAAUAGAUGAAAUCACUCAAAUGCGUAUUUUGAAAACUGCCUUCGAGGAAUCAAAUUCAACAUUAAAUAUAAAUCUUGAGCCUAGAGAAGUUUCCCAAAGUAUAGAACGUUAUGUUUGUGAUUUUACUCCUGACGAGAGAAGAGUAUUAUAUGAUACUGCUGUAAAAUACACCAAACUACCUAAUCACAAAAAUGUGAUAAAUGAUUUAACAGGUGUGGAUGUUUAUAAUAAAACUGACGAUAAACCCAAAACUGAGCUUGAGGUUUUGCAAGAGCAAAGAGACUUAAAACGUAGGAGUGCUGCUUAUCGAGGAAAAAAAGUUCACACAGAUAGAAAAUCUUAUGUUGAGAUUUUAAGAGAAGUAGUUGAAGGAUUAACAAAUAAUUUGGCCCAUUCAGAAGAUAAAUCAGUGUGCGUCCAAACUUCAAAUACCAUUGCAGAAACUAUACCAAAUGAUCGUUUUGUGUACAAGUAUGCAGGUAAUCAAAGUUAUGAUGGUAAUCCAUAUACUCGCUGGCUUGAUAUUGAAACAGAGGAAUCUAAAUUAUUUAAGUAUUGUCAAAAGGAGAGUCAGAAUUCAUAUCAAGAAGCUUCUACAUCUAGAAUUUAUUGUAAAGAUCAAACUGGUUUUAAAAAAUCAAGAAAAAGUAAAUCUAAAUCAAGAGAAAGAAAAACGUCCACUAGUGAAUUAAAAUUAAGAUCUAGAAGAUCUUGGUCUCGCACAGUAUGUAAAUCAAGAAAAAGUAGAUCUAAUUCAAGAGAAAGAAAAACGUCCACUAAUGAAUUAAAAUUAAAGAGAUCUAGGAGAUCUAGAUCUAGCUCAGCAUGUAAAGAAACCAAAUAUAAGAAACCUAAAAUUCGUUCUAAAUCCAAAGAAUAUGUAUCAGUAGAAAGUAAACAUAAAAGAUCUAGAAAACGUAAAACUCGAUCAAAAUCUAAAGAAAGUGAGUCUAGAAGGCACAGAAGUCGAUCGAUAUCUUUAGAAAAUACAGAUAAAAGAUCUAAGAAGCAUAGAACUAAGUCUGAGUCAAAAGAACUUGAAAAGAUUAAAUGUUCUAGAAGUCUUACAAAUUAUAAUAAGUUGUUAAAUGAAAAAGACUCUGCAAUACAAUUUAAGCCAAAAAAUACUCAUAAAAAAAAAAAAAAACAUAAAAGUAAAAAAAAUCGUUCUAAAAGUCCAAGAAGAUCUUAUAAAAAUAAUAAAAACAACGCUAUUGAAGUUAGUGAAAACAUUGAUGACAAAAUAUCAAAUGAUAACGAUGUCGUCCAUUCCAUCUAUCAGUCAUAAAACUUGUCGGUUAAAAAUUGAUGAUUGGGUUUGCACCAUAAUGUAAUUUAUUAUGAUGUGCUGUCAUUAAGCAUUUUUAUUGAUUGAAAGUUAUAUCAAUUAUUUAAUAUGGUAUAAUGAUUUUGUGUUUUCAUUAAAACACAACUAUAUAAUUUCAAAGAAAAAUAAGAUUUAUUAAUAAAAAAUAUUUUUAAUUUGUAAUAAUAUUUGUAAUAAAGACAAUCUAUCAAUUUAAAAAUUGUAAUUUUCACGUGUGAUUUUGAAUCAUUAAAACUUUUUGAAUUAAAAA